Cavenderia fasciculata is the source of this 1953-nucleotide messenger RNA. Its product is annotated as mitochondrial substrate carrier family protein. Gene Ontology annotation, cellular component: mitochondrion. The coding region runs from base 1 to 1953 and encodes 650 amino acids. Gene Ontology annotation, molecular function: FAD transmembrane transporter activity; folic acid transmembrane transporter activity; palmitoyltransferase activity. Lineage: Eukaryota; Evosea; Eumycetozoa; Acytosteliales; Cavenderiaceae. The transcript is spliced from 7 exons. The record is from RefSeq and is a predicted model, not a curated record. Gene Ontology annotation, biological process: folate import into mitochondrion; nucleotide transport.
AUGGCCAACUAUCUCGUAUUUGGUGUAUCAGUCUUUUUGAUGUUUGCUUUCACGAGCCAAUAUCUACUAGUAUUUGAACCAUUAGGUUUCAUAGGGAAUAGAGCCGGACAGAUAUAUAUCGGAUUAUCGGUGGUGACUCAUCCAGGAUUCGCACCACUCGAAUACGUGCCCGAGGGCAAGAGUAGAAAAGAGUUGGAUGAAAUCAUAGAGAUAUACAGAGGACGACAUAGCAACAACAGCAGCGAAGCGGCUGCAAACAAACCACCUUCUAUACGUUACUGUACAACUUGUAAUAUAUUCAAACCACCUAGAACACAUCAUUGUCGAAAGUGUAAGCGAUGUAUUGUUAAACAAGAUCACCAUUGUCCUUGGAUUGCCAACUGCGUAGGAUUCAAGAAUCAAAAGCCAUUUCUCUUGUUUCUCUUUUACGUCUUGUUGGUAGGCACCAUCUCCAUCUUUUUACUCGUCGUCAGUGGCUUUAUCAUCCUAAAUCACUCUCUAACCAAUAGCGAUAAUGAAAUAGUUGGUAAAGAGACACAAGAACCUCUUCAUUUCUCUGUUGAUGGUCUAGUUGUAACAGUACUGUUUAUCGUUAAUUUAUCGAUACUCAUACCCGUGUUGUUGGGAGUAUCUGGAUUAUUUUAUUUCCAGUUUAGUUAUGUUUUGGAUAAUAUCACAUCGGUAGAACGAUUCGAAAGAAAGACAGAGAUCAAAGCUGCAAAGCGUGCAGGACUACGAGAUCAAUACAGAUGGCGAUAUGAUCGUGGAACAACAUUGAAUUUUAAAGAAGUAUUUGGCGAUCGUUUCAAAGAUUGGAUUUGGCCAAUCGGUAUACCAAAAGGCGAUGGAAUUAAUUGGAAAAUGAAUCCACCAGAUACUCUUUUCAAAAAUAAUCAUAAUAGUAAUAAUACUAAUAAUAAUAUAGGCGAAGAAGAUUCUCUAAUUGUAUUCUUGUUUAGUUGUUUGUUGCUAUUUGACAUUAUUUCAACUACUGUCAUGGGUAGAGAAGUAGAGAUAUACUAUGACGAUGAACCUCCAGUCACAAUACCACCUGAAAAAGUUAAAGGAAAUCAUGAUUUUAAUUUAAAGAUUGAAAUGAUAGCUGGCACUCUAGCAGGUGUUACAUCAUGUUUAGUAUUUUACCCAUUGGAAUGUAUAGAAGCAAAGAUGCAAGUUGCUGGAAAGAAAAAAGAUGGUGGAUUAUUAAAAGUUGGAUCCAACGCAGGUGGCGGUGGAAUGAUCCAACAAUUUAAACAUAUAUUAAGAGUAGAAGGAGUAAAAGGAUUAUAUCAAGGUGUAACACCUACUGCAAUUGGUAAUGCUGUCAAUUGGGGUGUAUACUUUACGAUUUAUAGGUAUACCAAUCAUUGGUUCUCUCAACAAUUCCCAGACCGUCAUGCUACUCUAGGACAUUCAAUAUCAGCCAUUCAUGCAGGCAUUAUAACGACGGCAGUGGUCAACCCAUUUUGGGUAUUAAAAAUAAGACUGGCUACAUCUGACAAAUACAAGGGUAUGGUAGAUGCAUUCCAAUCGAUUUUAAAAAAUGAAGGUGUUGGUGGAUUUUGGAAAGGUGUUGGACCAUCUUUUAUUGGAGUAUCAGAAGGUUUGGUUCAAUUUGUAACUUAUGAAAAAUUAUUAGAGGCUGCAAGACAUAAUAAUGGAGGUAAUCCUCUCUCUAUUUCAGCCUAUCUAGUAUCUGGUGGUUUAGCAAGAUUAACUGCUGGUUUAAUUACCUAUCCCUAUCUCUUACUUAGAUCAAAACUUCAAGUUGAUAAUUGUCAAUAUAAAUCUAUUGGUGAUGCUUGUAAAAUGAUUUAUAGAGAUGAAGGAAUACAUGGAUUUUAUAAAGGAAUUGGACCAAAUUUAAUUAGAUCAGUACCUCCAGCUGCAAUGAUGUUAUACAUUGUAGAAUUCUUUAGAUCGUCAUUAUUAAAUUUAACCAAUCAACAUUAA